CCGGAGGGCGGAAGCGGCGGACCGGGGAGACGGCUGCUUCCGGCGUCAGCGGCGCUGCCGCUGCCUCCGCGUUAUGGCUGCGUUGGGUUGGCAGGUCUCGGCUUGGCACCGCCUGAUCCCCCUCACCUGGUCCCUUAUUGCUAGGCAGACUGCUCAGCUUGGAGAGCAGAAGAGGACGACUGCUCUUUUGCUGCGUAAACUGACAACGGUCUCCAGCGGGGGGGGCCUCGGGGAGUCACCCUUUGUUGAACCCCAGAAGUGCGCGCAAGAACCAGAGCACAGGACGGGGCUGACUCAGUGCCUCCUUGAGAAGCAGAGGACGGCUGUGGAGCGAGGGAAGAUCGUCAGUUCCCUCCUGGACAUGGGUUUCAGUGACGUCCAUGUUAACGAACUGCUCAGUAUACAGCCAGGUACCCACCCCCAGCAGUUGCUGGACAUCGUUUCAGAAUUAAUACUCCUGGGUCUGAAUCCAGAGCCUGUGUGUGUGGCCUUCAAGAGAAGUCCUCAGUUACUGAAACUCCCUAUCAUGCAAAUGAAGAAGCGCUCCAGUUACCUGCGAAAGCUGGGGCUUGGAGAAGGGAAAUUAAAGAGGGUGCUUUACUGUUGCCCUGAAAUUUUCACCAUGCGUCGGCGGGACAUUGAGAUCAUCGUCGGGGUUCUCAAGGAGAAGUGCCUUUUCACGGUAAAGCAAGUCACCGAGAUUUUGCACAGAUGCCCCUGUGUUCUUCGGGAGGACCCUGGUGAACUGGCAUACAAAUUCCAGCCAUCAUGCAGGUGUCGGGAUCAUAGUGUUCUGCCGUCGCUAGUGAGGCAGGUCUCUCCGAGUGCUUUUGGCCAGUUCAGUUCACUGUGCCUUAGGAGCCUACAAAGCUUUCUGCAGCUGCGCUUCCUAACCACGCUCUGUCUCCAGUAUGCCUACUUCAGGAUGGGGAUUAACCAUGUGGACGUGGUGAAGACCAACUUCCUGCAGUACUCCAUGACCAAGACCAAGGAGAGGCACGUGUUCCUGGAGCGCCUGGGCCGGUACCAGACCCCCGACAAGAAGGGGCAGACGCUGGUCCCCAACCCUUUACUCAAGGACAUCCUCAGGGUGUCAGAAGCUGAGUUUCUGGCCAAGACAGCCUGUUCUUCAGCUGAGGAGUUUGAGGUUUUUAAGAAACUCUUGGCCCGGGAGGAGGAGGAGUCUGAGGGCCAUAUGGCUGACGACGAAAGUCUGGAGGAGGAGGAGGAGGAGGAGGAGCCAGAGGAAGGGGAGGAGCGGGAGCCAUGAUGGACGGACUGGAGUGAAAAGAGCCCAGCGAGAUCAAAGGGUAUUUUAAUUUUCUCAGAGCUUUUGGGAACUUCACUUGGAUCUUCUCAGGUUAUUUUUCAUUCUCAAACUGGUCUUUUGAUGAAAAAUUAAUUGGAAAUCACCUGAGAAGUAGACUAAGAAGCAGAUGCAUUGGUUUGAUCUGCUGUCAGGUCCUGGGGGGAGGGCCCUGCUCCGUCCUGAAUAAAAGGCCGACUUUGCGCCUCUAAGGUCGGGGGGCUCAACACCGCGA
Molecule: messenger RNA, 1541 nt
Organism: Balaenoptera musculus (blue whale)
Lineage: Eukaryota; Metazoa; Chordata; Mammalia; Artiodactyla; Balaenopteridae
Gene: MTERF4
Product: mitochondrial transcription termination factor 4
Exons: 4
Coding region: 74-1270 (398 amino acids)
Biological process (GO): regulation of DNA-templated transcription; mitochondrial ribosome assembly
Cellular component (GO): mitochondrion
Molecular function (GO): double-stranded DNA binding
Source: RefSeq, a predicted model, not a curated record